Hippopotamus amphibius kiboko is the source of this 889-nucleotide messenger RNA. Its product is annotated as ferritin light chain-like. Gene Ontology annotation, cellular component: cytoplasm. The transcript has a single exon. Bases 192 to 719 code for a protein of 175 amino acids. The record is from RefSeq and is a predicted model, not a curated record. Gene Ontology annotation, biological process: intracellular iron ion homeostasis; iron ion transport. NCBI's taxonomy places the organism in Eukaryota, Metazoa, Chordata, Mammalia, Artiodactyla, Hippopotamidae. Gene Ontology annotation, molecular function: ferrous iron binding; ferric iron binding.
CCCCCGGAUCUGUCUCUUGCUUCAACAGUGUUUGGACGGAACAGACCCAGGGAUGCCCCUUGCUCCAGCCUCCGACCACCCUCCAACCUUUUUUCCAGUCGCAACGUUCGGAGUCGGCCACUCAGCUAUCCUCGGUCACCGGGACCAGCCAACACCACUUUUUGAGCUUAGCUCCUUAUUACCGAUCAACCAUGGCCUCCCAGAUGCGUCAGAAUUAUUCCACCGAGGUGGAGGCUGCCGUCAACCGCCUGUUCAACUUGCAUCUGCAGGCCUCCUACACCUACCUCUCUCUGGGCUUCUAUUUCGACUGCGACGAUGUGGCUCUGGAGGGCGUGGGCCACGUUUUCCGCGAAGUGGCCGAGGAGAAGCGCGAGGGCGCCGAGCGUCUCUUGAAAAUGCAAAACCAGCGCGGUGGCCGCGCCUUCUUCCAGGACGUGAAGAAGCCAUCUCAAGAUGAAUGGGGUAAAACCCAGGACGCUAUGGAAGCCGCCAUGCUCCUGGAGAAGAACCUGAACCAGGCCCUUUUGGAUCUGCAUGCCCUGGGUUCUGCCCGCACAGAACCCCACCUCUGUGACUUCCUGGAGAACCACUUCCUAGAUGAGGAGGUGAAACUCAUCAAGAAGAUGGGUGACCAUCUGACCAACCUCCGCAGGCUGGCUGGUCCCCAGGCUGGGCUGGGCGAGUAUCUCUUCGAAAGGCUCACUCUCAAGCACAACUAGUAGCCUCCGGAGCCCAGCGGCCUUGGAGGAGCCCCUCUGGUGUCAGGGCUGCUGCCUGAAGCCCCUCUCUGCAGCCACUAGGCAGCUUUUUAACCACCUGGACCCCUCUCCCAAGCCUUGGACCAAAUGGAAACAAUAAAGCUUUUUGCAGCAAAAAAAAAAAAAAAAAA